This is a messenger RNA of Durusdinium trenchii, 696 nucleotides long. Lineage: Eukaryota; Dinophyceae; Suessiales; Symbiodiniaceae. The record is from the annotation of a GenBank genome assembly.
GGUUACUGAACUUUUCUUUCUGGCCGCGAUCCGUUGCAAAGGAGCCUUGCGAUGGCCGGAGCGGUAACUUUGUAGUCCAAUGAAGGGGUCAAUGGCGAGAUCCUGGUUGAUGAGGACCAACUGGCAGAGAGGUGGAGAGGCCAAAUUAAGGCCAUGACGCAGGUGAAGUACAUGACUGACCUGGACAAUGGUCUGCCCCUUCAAGAGCAGAAGUUGAUCUGUGCGUGGACGCAGGCCUUUUCAGAGCAUAGCCAUCAUGAAGCCCUCUUGGAGAACCUCAGGACAGCCACCUCGACAACAUGCCUCUAUCCUGAAGAGAUUCGCGAUGUCUUCCACCGGUGGUGUGAUGGUCUGUACGAAAGAGAAGAGGGAGUAGUCUCCUUUAAGCGGAAUUCGGAAGCUGUCCUUUGCAUGGCUCAAGGGAUGCAAUACCCCAACCUGCAGCCAUGUCGACAUCAUGCACCUCAUCCUCGCUGAAAUUCAGACGUGUUCACAGCUUGUGAAGGAAGUACAUAGGCCUAUUCGAUAUAAGCCCGCCAUGUAUUCUCCGGCAUAGGAGACAAGGCGACUUUGAGUUGGCCAUCGAAGCUCUAGGAGGAUAUAAUCCUCGGAUUUCUCGUCGGCCCGCCGUGUGAAAGCUGGAGCCGCGCCAGAGGGCGCCAGCUUGAAAACGGGCAGGCCAGACCCCGCAGAGUG